Molecule: messenger RNA, 1368 nt
Organism: Fusarium falciforme
Lineage: Eukaryota; Fungi; Ascomycota; Sordariomycetes; Hypocreales; Nectriaceae
Product: DAO domain-containing protein
Exons: 2
Coding region: 1-1368 (455 amino acids)
Molecular function (GO): sarcosine oxidase activity; flavin adenine dinucleotide binding; saccharopine oxidase activity
Source: RefSeq, a predicted model, not a curated record
AUGCCAUGCGACCUCACCAAAGACUCCAGCAUCAUCGUCGUUGGAGCCGGCACUUGGGGCUGUUCAGCUGCUCUGCACCUGGCUCGUCGUGGCUACAUAGAUGUGACCGUAUACGAUCCCUUCCCUGUCCCUUCAGCAAUCUCGGCUGGCAACGACAUAAACAAAGUGUUGGAAGGCGGCUCAUUCUCCGAUGGCGACGACCAGGCAAUUGUGGCAGAAAUACUGUUGGCCGCUGCCAGGCAGGGCUGGAAGCACGAUCCAGUCUUUACUCCUUUCUUCCACAACGUUGGAUACAUCCUCGCCGCGUCCUCUCCCGAGGCCAUCAAGACCACGUACGAUCGAGAGAUCCGACACCAUAAAGAGCUAUUCACUGAGGUCAGCUCCCCCGAGGAGUUCCGCAAUACCAUGCGCCCUGGUGUUCUGACCGGAAAUUUCCCCGGCUGGAAGGGCUGGCACCAAAAGUCGGAUGUGGGCUGGGUACACGCCCGCAAGGCCAUGACUUCUGCAUUCAACGAAGCUUCUCGUCUGGGUGUCAAGUUGGUUUCUGGAAAUGCCCGUGGCCUGGUCAAGGGCUUGCUCUUGGAGAACGACGACGUUGUCGGUAUCCGUACUGCAGAUGGUCUAGAGCAUCGGGCCGACAGAGUCAUCCUGUCGGCCGGUGCCCAUGCCGCGUCUAUCAUCGACUUUGAGAACCAACUUCGCCCGACGGCCUGGACUGUGGCUCACAUCAAGAUGUCCCCAGAGGAGGCAAAGCUAUACAAGGAUCUUCCCGUCCUAUUCCACAGUGAGAAGGGAUUCUUUAUCGAGCCCGAUGUUGACAAGCUCGAGCUCAAGAUCUGCGAUGAACAUCCUGGCUACGUCAACUGGGUUCUCCCGAACUCUGACGGUGGCGACAGCUCAAAGAGUCUUCCCCAGUCCAUCCCAAUCCCCCGAAACCAGAUCCCUGCUGCCUCGGCUCGCCGCAUACGCGAGUUCCUCAGCGAGGUCCUACCCCAGCUGGUAGACAGGCCAUUUAGUCAUACCGCCACCGUCUGGUGUGCCGACACGCCUAACCGCGCCUUCAUCAUCACGAAGCACCCGAGGCACCCAUCUCUCGUGGUGGCGGCCGGUGACUCGGGCCAUGGUUUCACCCAUCUGCCCUCAAUCGGCGGCUUCAUUGCCGAUGUCAUGGAGGACGGCCUUGACCCUCGGAUUGCGCAGACGUGGCGGUGGAGGCCCGAGACGGCCAAGGAAUUCUGGGGCAAUAACUUGCUGGGAAGAUCCGGAGCCGGAAACCGCGUCCAAGACAUCAAGGAGACUAUCGAAGAGGGCUGGGUGCAGGGAUACGCGGACUCGGUUUGCUCCACCAGUGGCAAAGCACGUUUGUAA